Panicum virgatum (switchgrass) is the source of this 765-nucleotide messenger RNA. RefSeq lists its product as uncharacterized. The transcript is spliced from 5 exons. The coding region runs from base 1 to 711 and encodes 236 amino acids. Lineage: Eukaryota; Viridiplantae; Streptophyta; Magnoliopsida; Poales; Poaceae. The record is from RefSeq and is a predicted model, not a curated record.
AUGGUCCCAUGUUUCAGAAGGCAGAAGAGCAGUGGAGAAAUUUAUUCAAAACCUUGGGACGUGCGUCAGCUCAUUUCAUUCACCUCCUCUCGGGUUCGUCUCUUCCUCUCCUCCCAUCCCCCAAUCUCGUUCUCUCGCACCCCUCUCCCCCAUGGCGCCCAACUGGGGCGCAGCACCCCCGGGCGAGGGCGAGGAGAAGGGGCAAUUCAUCAGCGCGUGCUGCGUGGAAUCGCUGGAUCAGGCCCUCUCCGCGCGCGCGCAUCGAACCUAGCGCGUGCUGCGUGGAAUCGCUGGAUCAGGCCCCCUCCGCGCGCGCGCAUCGAGCCCUGCUGCUCCCCCUCGGCAAUCCAUUCAGAGGCACCGCCCCUGUGCAGCAGCAUACGUGCGUGGCGCAUUGAAAUCUCAGACAUCAGCCCAAAGUUUUCUGUAACUUUCCUACAACGGCAAGAAGGCAGAAGCGGCAACAAGGCCGCCCACAAGCACCUAACAUUGAGAUCCACUGACAACAUUGGAUUUGAUGGUGUGGACGACAGGGAAACCCUGGGAGCAUCCAACAAUUCUGCCCAGAAAUUUACCCACGCAUGCUACUUUUCAAAAUCCCCUGUGUAUAGCAAGUUCCUGGGGCUAAACCGAAGAUCUGUGUGGUUUUUUUUUUGCAUCUGGAUGAAGCGUGUCCCCCUCGGGGAUCUAUUAAUGUUGCUGCAAACCUAAAACCAAGACAUCGAUGAUGGAUACAUAGUAGUAAAUAAAGUUUGCUUGUUCAAA